Hipposideros armiger (great roundleaf bat) is the source of this 2926-nucleotide messenger RNA. RefSeq names its product ADAM metallopeptidase domain 15 (gene ADAM15). Gene Ontology annotation, molecular function: metalloendopeptidase activity; integrin binding. Gene Ontology annotation, biological process: proteolysis; innate immune response; integrin-mediated signaling pathway. The record is from RefSeq and is a predicted model, not a curated record. The transcript is spliced from 23 exons. Lineage: Eukaryota; Metazoa; Chordata; Mammalia; Chiroptera; Hipposideridae. Bases 50 to 2644 code for a protein of 864 amino acids.
CGCGCGGCCCAGCACCUGCUGCCCUCCGCCCGCCCGGGGCGCAGCUGCCAUGCGGCUGGCGCUGCUGUGGGCCCUGGGACUCCUGGGCGCGGGCAGCCCUCUUCCUUCCCGGCCGCUCCCAGGUACAGAUGGCACCAAGGAGGAGCAAGCAAGGCCAGAGAGGGCCCUGAGUGGAACCUUGGAACCCCAGAUUCUUCAGGAUGACCUCACGCUCAGCCUAGCAGAGGUGCUUCAGACCAGUGUGCCUGAGACUUUGCGGAUCAAAUUGGAAUUGGAUGGUGAGAGUCAUAUCCUGGAGCUGCUACAGAACAGGGAGCUAGUCCCAGGUCGGCCCACCCUGGUGUGGUACCAGCCUGAUGGCACCCCGGUGGUCAGUGAGGGAUACACACUGGAGAACUGCUGCUACCAGGGAGGAGUGCAGGGCCACGCAGACUCCUGGGCCUCCAUCUGCACCUGCUCCGGGCUCAGGGGCUUGGUGAUCCUGUCCCCAGAGAAAAGCUACGCCCUAGACCUGGGACCUGGGGACCUUCAGGGUCCUCCUGUUAUCUCCCGGAUCCAAGACCUCCUUCUGCCAGGCCACACAUGUGCCCUGAGCUGGCGGGAACCUGUGCCCGCUCGGACGCCACCAGAGCGCCCCCUGGGACAGCGUCACACUCACCGGUGGAAGCGGGACGUGGUGUCAGAGACCAAGAUUAUCGAGCUGGUGAUUGUGGCUGACCAUUCGGAGGUCCAGAGGUACCCAGACGUACAGCACCUGAUGAACCGCACGCUGGAAGUCGCCCUCCUCCUGGACACAUUCUUCCGGCCCUUGAAUGUACGUGUGGUGCUAGUGGGCCUGGAGGCUUGGACCCAGGACAACUGGAUUGAGAUAAGCCGGGACCCAGGUGUCACGCUAGACAACUUCCUCCACUGGCGCCGGGCCCACCUGCUGCCUCGUUUGCCCCAUGACAGUGCCCAGCUGGUGACCGCUACCGUGUUCUCUGGGCCCGUGGUGGGCAUGGCCGUUCAGAACUCCAUCUGUUCUCCUGACUUCUCGGGAGGUGUGAACAUGGACCAUUCCACAAGCAUCCUGGGAGUCGCCUCCUCCAUAGCCCACGAGCUGGGCCACAGCCUGGGCUUGGACCAUGACCCACCUGGGAACAGCUGCCCAUGUCCAGGUCCAGCCCCAGCCAAGAGCUGCAUCAUGGAAGCCUCCACGGAUUUCCUGCCAGGCCUGAACUUCAGCAACUGCAGCCGACGGGCCCUGGAAAAAGCCCUCCUGGAUGGAAUGGGCAGCUGCCUCUUCGAACGGAUACCCAGGCUGCCCUCCAAGGCCACUGUCUUCAGAAAUGUGACCAUGGAGCAGGGCAAGCAGUUCACCUGUGUCUUCCCAGAUGACUGCACCGACCCUUGCUGUGACCACUUCACCUGCCAGCUGAGGCCGGGGGCACAGUGUGCAUCCGAUGGACCCUGCUGUCAAAAUUGCCAGCUGCGCCCAGCGGGCUGGCAAUGCCGUCCAGCCAGAGGGGACUGUGACUUGCCCGAGUUCUGCACAGGAGACAGCUCCCAAUGCCCGCCUGAUGUCAGUCUGGGGGAUGGUGAGCCUUGCGCUGGAGGACAGGCUGUGUGCAUGCAGGGGCGUUGUGCCUCCUAUGCCCAGCAGUGCCAGGCUCUCUGGGGGCCUGGGGCCCAGCCUGCCACCCCGCUUUGCCUUCUCGCUGCCAAUACUCGGGGGGAUGCCUUUGGGAGCUGUGGGCGCAGCCCUACUGGCAGCUACGUGUCCUGUGCUCCUAGAGAUGCCAUCUGUGGGCAGCUGCAGUGCCAGGGGGGCAUGGCCCAGCCUAUGCUGGGCUCAGCCCAGGAUCUGCACUGGGAGACACUGGAAGCCAAUGGAACCCGGACAAAUUGCAGCUGGGUACACCUGGACCUGGGCCGCGAUGUAGCCCAGCCCCUCCUGACUCUACCUGGCACAGCCUGUGGCCCUGGCCUGGUGUGCAUCGACCAUCGAUGCCAGCCCGUAGAGCUGCUGGGAGCACAGGAAUGUCGAAGCAAAUGCCAUGGGCACGGGGUCUGCGACAGCAAUCGGCAUUGCCGCUGUGAGGAGGGCUGGGCACCCCCAGACUGCAGCGCCCGGGUCACAGCCACCAGCUCCCUGACUACAGGGCUGCCCCUCAGCCUCCUGUUGCUGCUGAUCCUGGUGUUCCUUGGUGCCAGCUACUGGCACCGCGCCCGCCUGCGCCAGCGACUCUGCCAGCUCAAGGGACCCAGCUGCCAAUACAGGGCAGCCCAGUCAGGUCCCCCAGAAUGCCCAGGACCCCCACAGAGGGCCCCGCUGAUGUCAGGUGCCAAGCAGGCUAGUGCUCUUGGCUUCCCGGCACCCCCCUCCAGGCCGCUGCCUCCUGACCCUGUGCCCAAGAGACUCCAGGCUGAGCUGGCUGACCGACCCAAUCCCCCCACCUACGCUCUGCCUGCUGACCCGGUGGUGAGGCAUUUGAAGUCUCAGGGGCCUGCAAAGCCCCCACCUCCGAGGAAGCCACUGCCUGCAGACCCCCAGGGCCGGCGCCCUUCGAGUGACCUGCCUAGCCCAGGAGUUGGAAUCCCGCCCCUAGUGGUACCCUCCAGGCCUGCGCCACCGCCCCCAGCCGCGUCUUCGCUCUACCUCUGACCUUCCCUGAGGUUCCGCUGCCUCCAACCCGGACUUAGGAUUUUAAAAGGCGACGGACCGACUGCCCGGAGCCCCACGCGAUGACCGAAGGAGCUGGAGCCUGGACGCAAUGGAGCAGGCACCUUAAGACAGCCGGCACCACCCAAGAGUUGUUGAACAACACCCUGGGGACUCGCCCAUGAAUUGCAGCUGGGGGCUGGGGAGGGGCUGGGCGCUGGACCUGGCUGGGGAGGUGUGCACAGCCUCCCUCUGCUCAGUUGCAAUAAACGGGAGCCCUUGGAA